Eruca vesicaria subsp. sativa (arugula) is the source of this 1397-nucleotide messenger RNA. Lineage: Eukaryota; Viridiplantae; Streptophyta; Magnoliopsida; Brassicales; Brassicaceae. The record is from the annotation of a GenBank genome assembly.
UUCCAACACUCUCUCUCUUUCUCUCUUGUGGGGUUUGGAGUAUUAUAUAAUAACCAAACAGUCCAAGGCACAUCUUUCCAGUACACCAAUCUCUCGCCAGAAAACACAGAGAGAGGAUCUCAAUCUCAGCUCAGAUCGAGAGAGAAUGGGUUUCUCUUCCCAAGAAAACCCUUCUUCUCUUUACUUCUUCUUCUUCUUGCUCUGUCUUACCACUGUAGUCUCUGCUUACACCAACACAAGUAGCAACAUUGGUGAGGAAGGAGGGAGAAGAGAGCUAGCUUCUUGGAAAUGCAAUUGGUUUAAAGGGAGUUGGGUUUAUGAUGUAAAGUACCCACUUUACGAUCCUUAUAAAUGUCCUUUCAUAGAUCCACAGUUUAACUGCAAGAAGUAUGGUCGUCCCGACAAUUUUUAUCUUAAGUAUCGAUGGCAACCUUCCUCUUGCUCUCUCCCUAGAUUCAAUGGGUUGUAUUUCUUGAGAAAGAUGAGAGGGAAGAAGAUAAUGUUUGUUGGAGAUUCACUAAGCACAAACAUGUGGCAAUCUCUUGCUUGUCUAAUUCACUCUUGGGUUCCUAACGCUCGCUACACUCUUCUUCGCCAAAAGGGUCUCGCUUCCCUCACCUUCGAGGACUACGGAGUGACGUUGAAGCUAUACAGAACACAGUUCUUAGUGGAUUUAGAUACGGAGAACGUAGGGAGAGUGCUUAAGCUGGAUUCCAUUAAGCAAGGCAAAAUGUGGAGAGGCAUGGACGUCUUGAUUUUCAACAGUUGGCAUUGGUGGACCCAUAUCGACCACAUCCAACCGUGGGAUUACAUGGAAGAUGGGAACAGAUUGUACAAAGACAUGAACAGACUGGUCGCUUAUUACAAAGGAAUGACCACUUGGGCUCGAUGGGUUAAUGCAUUCGUCAAUCCAUCUAAGACCAAGGUUUUCUUCAAUGGCGUUUCUCCGGUUCAUUACGAUGGAAGGGAUUGGGGAGAGCCAAUGAAGUCAUGUAAGAGUCAGACACAGCCAUUCUACGGGAGGAAGUAUCCGGGAGGACCACCAGUGGCCUGGGUGAUUUUAAACAAAGUGUUUAGGAGAUUGAAGAAACCGGUCUAUUGGCUCGACAUAACCGGUCUAUCUCAGCUUCGUAAAGAUGCUCAUCCUUCUGCUUACAGUGGGAACCAUCCUGGUAAUGACUGUAGCCAUUGGUGUCUUCCUGGUUUGCCUGAUACUUGGAACGUACUCUUUUACUCUGCUCUUUUCUCUUGAAGUACUUUAAAUUUAUCAUCAUUGUAUAAGUUACUGAGUAACAAUCUAUUUCUUUAGUUAACUUUGUGGUCGCUUGAUUGUUGACUAAAAUAAUGUUUUAGAUACCAACGUAACUCUAAUCAGGAAGAAAACAUCUCAAGAAAAC